This is a messenger RNA of Macrobrachium nipponense, 1596 nucleotides long. RefSeq lists its product as uncharacterized. The record is from RefSeq and is a predicted model, not a curated record. NCBI's taxonomy places the organism in Eukaryota, Metazoa, Arthropoda, Malacostraca, Decapoda, Palaemonidae. The transcript is spliced from 3 exons. The coding region runs from base 1 to 1596 and encodes 531 amino acids.
AUGACUCCACACGUGCUUCUCCCCUACACCUCUGAACCACUACCCACCCUACCCCAACACAGUGCGGACAAACAGGUUUGCAGGAGAAGUGUGGAUGUCUCCACUACUCUCCUGUUCCCCUACCUACCCCGACCCCACAGGAUGGACAAACCGGUUCGUAAGGGAAGGCUGCCCAGACCUCUAGAGGUCCUCGGUUAUUGUCUCCCUUCGGAGGACCAUCAUCAUCAUCACUUCUCUACCAUCAGGUCCUUUGUGCGGUCUCAGACCUUUAUUAGGAGGUCAUUAUCACCUCCACCUCCACCUCCUCCUCCUCCUCCUACUCCGCAUCUUCCUCCUCCCAACUCCUCCUCAUUAUUUGAGAACUUUUCCUCCUUAUUUCAUCUCCUACUUCUGUCACUCCUUAUCUUGUACCUCCUUCUCAAACUCACAUGUCCCUCUUCCUUAUUCCUCCACCAUCUUUCACCUCUUCCUCUAUCCUCCACUUCCUAUACUACUCCUCAGUCUUCAGACUCCUCUCCCAACUCCAACCUCACCUCCUCAGCCUUUCACCUCAACCUCAAACCUCAACCUCCACCCCCCAAAUACCCUUUCUCAUUCAGAGCAUUCCAACUCGCCUCUUCAUUUUCCACCACCAACUCUUCCUCCAUCACAUGCACACUACCUCCUCCUCCUCCUCCUCCUUUUACCUUCACCACCCCUACCACUGUCUCCUCCUGCUCCUCCUCCUCCUACUCCUCCUCCAGACCCUCUUCGUCCCAAAGGAACGUCUUUGUCAACAAAGACUUAACACCACCAUCCAUCCCCAGCGACGGCCUCGAGUAUCCAUCAACCAACUUCGAAAAUUCCUCCUCCAUACACGAUUUCCUCUUCAUCAUUCAAUGUCUUCCUCUUCACAACAAGACACAUUGGGGACGCCGGGGAAUGCCGGAGAGGAGGAUGGGAGUCCCUGGGGAUUGCAGGAGGCGAAGGAAAUCCGCUGUAAGGCUGCCCAGACCUCUAGAGGUCCUCGGUUAUUGUCUCCCUUCGGAGGACCAUCAUCAUCAUCACUUCUCUACCAUCAGGUCCUUUGUGCGGUCUCAGACCUUUAUUAGGAGGUCAUUAUCACCUCCACCUCCACCUCCUCCUCCUCCUCCUCCUACUCCGCAUCUUCCUCCUCCCAACUCCUCCUCAUUAUUUGAGAACUUUUCCUCCUUAUUUCAUCUCCUACUUCUGUCACUCCUUAUCUUGUACCUCCUUCUCAAACUCACUUGUCCCUCUUCUUUAUUCCUCCACCAUCUUUCACCUCUUCCUCUAUCCUACACUUCCUAUACUACUCCUCAGUCUUCAGACUCCUCUCCCAACUCCAACCUCACCUCCUCAGCCUUUCACCUCAACCUCAAACCUCAACCUCCAACCCCCAAAUACCCUUUCUCAUUCAGAGCAUUCCAACUCGCCUCUUCAUUUUCCACCACCAACUCUUCCUCCAUCACAUGCACACUACCUCCUCCUCCUCCUCCUUCACCUUCACCACCCCUACCACUGUCUCCUCCUGCUCCUCCUACUCCUCCUCCAGACCCUCUUCGUCCCAAAGGAACGUCUUUGUCAACAAAGACUUAA